Messenger RNA from Taeniopygia guttata (zebra finch), 657 nucleotides. The record is from RefSeq and is a predicted model, not a curated record. Lineage: Eukaryota; Metazoa; Chordata; Aves; Passeriformes; Estrildidae.
AUGGCUUUCUGCAAAGGCAACUUUUUUCUGUCUUCCCCAUACAGCACAAAUAUUUGUUUUAUACCUUACCUGUUUCUUCUUGUCCUUCAGCUUUUCAAGUUUGUUGAAGAAAAUGGUCAAAUAUAUUAUCCAAAUCCACCAAAGAUAGUGGCCCCCAACCCCAAUUUGAAAGAGCUCAAAUAUAAGUUUUCUCCAAGAAUAACCACUACAAGCCCAACAAUAAACAACCUUCUGAAAAUCACUGACAUGUUGCAAAAAGAAGCAUUGUAGAGGUGGCAGCUUUCAGGAAGGCCCAAAUUUGAACCCCUUCCAAAAUCUGCAUGUUCACUUUCCUACAAAGACUUCAAGUCCAGAUAUUUGGAUCAACAUACAGUAUUGGAAAACCCAGUUAACCUAAGUAAGCCAAGCUUACUGCUGGAUGUAAAGCAUGAGGAAAGUGGAAUUUUGUUGCACAGACUUUGCCAUCAAGAAACAUGUCUGCUUGCAUGGAGACCAGAGGAUGGGCCAAGGGAGAUAACACUGCCUGAAUGGAUCCCCAGCUGUGAAGUUCCUCAGGUCCAGACAGUGUUGAUAGCGCUGCAACCUUCCUUUUAUACAGCAGCACAAAAACAUUUACAUGAUUCCUUAAAACGAGAGAGAAAAAAUACUCAGAGAUAA